UCAAUGGAGCGACUGUAACCUGGAGGUCGCGGUCUGUCCUAUAUAACUGGAACUCACAACUGAAGCACCUUACUACCAGAUCCAACCUCACGCAGCCAACACCAAAGCGGAACCAGCUUUAGUAUUCGCGGCCGCAGCGGACAACGCGUUCGCUACCAGUGAUUCUGUGACAGUGUACCCACGUUUACCCGCCAAAAUGAAUAGCUACGUCAAAAUUGUCUUAGUACUAUGCGCGUGCCUCGCGUUAACAUCAGCGCAGUUUAACUUCGGUUUCGGUAAUGGUUACCUCGGUAGCUUCGGCGGUGGCUACACUGGUCUUUCAGCGAGGGAUCCCAGAGCGAAUACUGGACCCGUGGUGUUUCCCCCAUCUCCCCCUGGUGACCCAUCUCAGACUAGCGGCGUUGUUGCUGGAGCUUCUGGUUAUGGUUUCCAACCACCAGGCGCACAAGGUCCAGCGUUCCCUCGAUACUAUUACAGCAGAUACUUCCUAAGAUAAGG
Molecule: messenger RNA, 498 nt
Organism: Pieris rapae (cabbage white)
Lineage: Eukaryota; Metazoa; Arthropoda; Insecta; Lepidoptera; Pieridae
Exons: 5
Coding region: 197-496 (99 amino acids)
Source: RefSeq, a predicted model, not a curated record